UACAUGAUAGAGAAUGCCUCCUGCUCCACUAUCCUGCCCACGCUGUACCUGAAUUUGCUUUCCCAUGUCUUGCUCUUCUCCUACAACACAGGCCUGUACUUCAUGACUGCCAUCAGCAUCGAGACGUGUGCAUCCAUCCUCUUCCCGCUCUGGUACCGCUGCCGCCGUCAUCGGCCCCUGUUGGCCAUGGUGCGUACACUUUGCUGGUUCCUCUCCAUCGCUGUCUUUGCUACCGUUACUUUUCUGUGUCUCUCACACCAGCUCGAGCACUGCCGGAUGGCUCUCAUCUCCAUGUACGUCCGCAGCUUCCUCAUCUUUGCCCCACUCAUGGUCAUUUCCAGCACAAUCCUCUUCAUUAAGGUCCUGUGUGCCUCCCAGCAGUGCCCACUCAGGAGGCUCUACAUCGUUAUCUUCCUCAUCAUCCUCUUCUUUCUCAUCAUGGAGAUUCCCUUCAACAUCUGGAAUUUCCAGCAGCAGUUCAGCUACACCGCGGUGCCCUCCCAGGUGGUUUUCCUGCUCGCCUGCAUCAACAGCAGCAUCAACCCCUUCAUCUACUUCUUGGUGGGGAGCUGCCGGAGGCGUUGCUCCGUGGCGUCCCUCCAGGUCGCCUUCCGA
Cariama cristata (Red-legged seriema) is the source of this 615-nucleotide messenger RNA. Its product is annotated as proto-oncogene Mas-like. Gene Ontology annotation, biological process: G protein-coupled receptor signaling pathway. Gene Ontology annotation, cellular component: membrane. The transcript has a single exon. Lineage: Eukaryota; Metazoa; Chordata; Aves; Cariamiformes; Cariamidae. The annotation marks the transcript as partial. Gene Ontology annotation, molecular function: G protein-coupled receptor activity. The record is from RefSeq and is a predicted model, not a curated record.